Molecule: messenger RNA, 350 nt
Organism: Lethenteron reissneri (Far Eastern brook lamprey)
Lineage: Eukaryota; Metazoa; Chordata; Hyperoartia; Petromyzontiformes; Petromyzontidae
Product: small ubiquitin-related modifier 3-like
Molecular function (GO): protein binding
Source: RefSeq, a predicted model, not a curated record
UACAGCCGCCGCCGCCGAUUCGAAUCAUGGGAGACGAGAAACCCAAGGAGGGAGUGAAGACGGAGAAUGAUCACAUCGACCUGAAGGUGGCGGGCCAGGACGGCUCCGUGGUGCAGUUUAAAAUCAAGCGGCAUACUCCUCUGACCGAGCUGGUGAAGGCGAACUGCGACAGACAGGGGCUGCAAAUGCGUCAGAUAAGAUUUCGGUUCGACGGGCAGCCCAUCAAUGAAGCGGACACGCCAGCACAGUUGGAGAUGGAAGACGAGGACACCAUUGAUGCUUCCCAGCAGCAGCAGACAGGAGGCGGUCGCUCAGCAGACAGUGGCAGCACCUGGCCUCCCACCGAGUAA